AUGGAAAAAGUAGCUUUCAAAGAAAGAAGCAGUGUAGCCAAAGUGAUGGGGACAAUAUUGUCAUUAGUAGGCGCACUUGUGGUGGUUCUCUACCACGGUCCACGUGUCUUCGUCGCAUCUUCUCCGCCGUAUCUAAACCUCCGUCACCUUUCUUCGCCGUUAUCAUCUUCAAACUCGGAUUGGAUCAUCGGUGGAUGUCUUCUUACCAUUAAAGACAUCUUCGUUUCUGUUUCUUUCAUCCUACAGGCACAUAUAAUGACUAUAUAUCCAGCAGCAUUCACAGUCUCCUUUUUCUAUACUCUGUGUGUUUCAAUCUUGACGUCGGUGACUGGACUCGUAGUCGAGAAGAACAAUCCAAGCAUUUGGAUCAUUGCAUUCGAUAUUACUUUGAUAAGCAUUGUAACUAUGGGAAUAUUCACUCCAGUAUACUACGUGAUUCAUUCAUGGACAGUUCGUUACAAAGGGCCUCUUUACUUGGCGAUAUUUAAGCCAUUGUCGAUUUUAAUAGCAGUGGUUAUGAGCGCGAUUUUCCUCGGCUAUUCUCUCUAUCUCGGAUGUUUGAUGGGAGGAGUUUUGAUAACGAUAGGGUUUUACGCUGUGAUGUGGGGGAAAGCAAACGAAGAGAAGACUCGGUUAUUGUCAGUUUUAGAAAAAGAGAAGAUCCCUCUUCUAUUGAACCACAACGAGGACCAAAUUUAA
Molecule: messenger RNA, 699 nt
Organism: Thlaspi arvense
Lineage: Eukaryota; Viridiplantae; Streptophyta; Magnoliopsida; Brassicales; Brassicaceae
Source: the annotation of a GenBank genome assembly